UGGACGGAUCCUCACCAACUACAUCCCUGGUUUCGCAUGCCUUCACAAAAGCGCAAAGAUUUCAGUGACGACGAAGACACGCCGAGCGCGUACUACGAGCCCCGUCGCUCGCUGUCUCCAACCCCAAGUCCCAAACGCCGCAGGUGCGACGUUCUCGAAAGCGGUAUGUCGCAGCUGACGUUGGGCGGACUCCCAUUUUAUGGGGCACCACCAACAUCAUACACCACGCUUUCUGGCGGUCCGGCAAGGACAGUCGUCGGUGCCAGCGCGAGCCCCAGCUAUCUUGCGCCCGCUGUUCAGCACCCUGAAACACCCACCGUCGUGUCGACAAUAUCACAUCCGUGGUCCGAUGCGCCGCAGGACCCGUAUGUCACGCCUAUACUCGCAAACAUCACCACAUCGGUCGUCCUUCCUGGGUCGGUGGAGGAGCCUACAUCGCCGGAGGCCAGCACGGGCGAAGCGGAGGUCGCGGACGUGUCUAUGAAGGGCCCCUCGUGGUACGAGAUUGAGAAAGACCGCAUAGUCAUCACCGAUCUCGAGGACUCCGACGCGGAGGACGAGGACCGCACUGCCACGGACUCGGGACCCGACGCGCCGGCGUUCAAGAUCUCGUCCGCGCUCCUGGACCGCCUACCGAAACCACACGCCCUCGGGGCCCUCGGGCCGGAGCCGAGCCCCGCGACGGCGCUCGUGCUAUACCGCCCGCUCAUCGUACCGGCGGAGCAUGAGGAGGGCCCGAGCGACGAGGAGGAAGGGAAGGAGGAGAGAGAUCUGGGGAGUGUAAGUGUGGAGGAGUUGCAGCCAAUGGUGGAGGAGGUGCCGAUGGAGGACACGCGCCCGUGCACGCCAAUGGUAGAGUCGGUAGACGAGCCCGUAGACGAACCAAUGGACAUCGAGAUGCUUUGACCAAUCGUCGAGCCGGCUACCUGGUCUGGAACGCUAUCUGCUUUCGUUGCUGUUUCGUACGUAUUAUUGUAGACACUCGAUCGAGAUCGGACGAUACUAUUGGCCAAACGUAAAACGUAAACAAGAGAAUCUGCUCAAGUUAGAUGUGGUUUUAUGUAGAUAUACUCCCAACAAUUGAGAGACCAGACACGACUAGGUAGAACUCACGAUGGAUCUUGCCAUCUCCGACUACUGACUCUAGCUUUAUUUUGUUACACGGGGCACGCGGCGUAGCUACUACCCUUAUUCUAUUUAUCGACGGACGGAUGAAACGAGGGAGAGAAGCAAGGAAGCAAUAGCAACAUUAACGAAAUAAAUCAAUCGAGACCAUAACUGGGACGAGACGACGUAGAGAGCACGCACGACGAGAUACAGCAGACACCGAUUCAAAGCCCCAUGGGCGUUCGUACUGGAGGAAAGUUGCAGAUACCAAUGUUUGCAUUGGGAGGAAUGCCUCAACCUACUUCGAGUUCGACGCGUUCAUCGGCCCUCCAAACCGCAUCACCUCGCUCCCCCGCCUCUGGAUGUCGCCUUUGAUCCCCUCCGCAGAGAUGUUGAGCACGGUAUGCUCGCUUCCGGCAUUGUACAGCCGCUCCGACCGGUUGAUCAACGUCGCAUGGUGUCGAGCGUGGGCGUGCGGGUGCGGGACAUGGUGCAUCUGCAUUGCGGCGUGGUAGGGCGCGCGGAGAGCCAUCGGCGCCUGCGAAGCGCCAGAGGGCCCCGGUUGGGGUUGCCCGCCCGCUGUCUGGCCCGGCUGGCCCGUGUGCAUGUGGUGGGCAGCCUGGCCUGGCUGGCCCACAUGGGGGUGGGCGGCAUGACCAGGCUGGCCGGCGUGUGAGUGAGUGUGCGCUCCAGGCAUAGGGCGUGUCACCCCCGUGCUCAUCGGGCGACCGUGGUCGUGGGUGCCUGUGCCGGGUAGGGGGCGUGAGUAUGCGUCUGGCGGCACGUGGUCGAGCGGGUUUAGAGCGUCGGGGGUGGGGUUGGGGGACAUGGGCGCAGGUGUGGCUGGGUGCGACAUGGGGUGUGGAAAACCAAGGUUCAUCAAGCUCACGGGCGUGGCACUGUGUCCGCCAAGCUGGAGAUUGAAAGGCGAAUGAGAA
This is a messenger RNA of Dichomitus squalens LYAD-421 SS1, 2045 nucleotides long. RefSeq lists its product as uncharacterized. The record is from RefSeq and is a predicted model, not a curated record. Lineage: Eukaryota; Fungi; Basidiomycota; Agaricomycetes; Polyporales; Polyporaceae. The transcript is spliced from 2 exons. The coding region runs from base 37 to 906 and encodes 289 amino acids.